AUGCGCGUCGGCGAAACCUCCGCGCUCUUGCGCGCGGGUGAUCACCGCGAUGACGUCGAGCGCGGCGAGCGCGCCGAGCGCGCCGAACGCGCCGGAACCACGCCGGCGCGAGACGAAGAAUCUUUAGUGUUGGGCUCGAGCGGGGCAACACUAAACUGGAAAAACACAAAGGUCGUCGCUCUGUGCGUCGGUCUCCUUGGUGCGACGCUCGCGGGGGCGUUGGCGGUGGCGACGAUGGAUGACACGACGUGGAUGCGGGACCGCAUGGGGUGGAAACCGACGCUGGGCGAUGAACACCCCGGACAAUGCGCGUUGAACCCGCGCGGGGCGGAGGGGACGUGCGCGCAGACGUUGAUGACGUCGAUGCAUUUGUGGGACGCCAAGGCGGCACCGCAGGUGCACGUACCGUACGAGGAGAAAUUGUAUGAGUGUAUGAGCACGCCGACGUCGACACCGACGAUCAUUCCGAGGAGAGGGUCGCACAAAUUGUGGAACACGAAGAACGGGACGGCGUACGCGUGGAUGUUCGUGCACGUUCCCAAAGCCGCCGGGUCGUACUUCAUCGAGAUGUUGAAGAGGAAUAAGAAUCAUGAGAACGUCGAACUCGGGCCGCCGGCGACGCGGAACUUUAUGAUCAACGGUUGGGAGCCGCUCAACUCGUUGUGGGCUCGAGAGAUCCCAAAGUGGUUGUGGACGAUGAAGAAGCAUCGCGAGAGCGGAGCUGGGAUUUACUCGCAGGAAUUCAUGCGCAAAGAUUACGACGCGGGUCGGCGGAUGUACUUUACGGGCGCCACCGCGGUGGGGAUGUGCGACAUGGUCGACGCCCCGUGCGCCUACCUCACCGUGCUUCGAGAGCCGAUUGAUAGAAUGUGGAGCGAGUACACGUACUUGUGCCUGGAAGGAAACGAAGGUCAUCGAGACUGGACCGCGGAGGAGAUUGCGAACGAAGCGGCGGGACUCGGGUGUCCGCUUGAUCCCUUGGAAUGGUACACACAAAAGCGAAGCGCCGCUGCACAGUUGACCGGUUUACUCGCGCCGCGCGGCGGGCACACCAAGUGCGGCGCCGAAGCCGCCAAGGCAAACUUGGCCUCCGGGUGCGUGCGCUACAUUUUCCAGGAUGAUUUAGAGCGAGGGAUGGCGCGCGUCCGGGGCAGGCUUCCAGAUUUGAAGCACCUUGGCGAUAACGGUGGGAACACCUGGAACGAGGUGGGAUGGAUCGUCUCUGGUCGAAACGGGAGUAAGGAAAAGCUCACGCCCGCGCUCGCCAAGCGCCUCGAAGCGUACAAGGCAAACGCCACCAUCGUCGCCGGCUUACGCGAGCUCGUCCGACACGACCUCGAGGUGUACCAAUUCGCCAAGAAGAAUUACGACGCGCACUGGAACACCCCGCUCACCACGUGCUGA
This is a messenger RNA of Ostreococcus tauri, 1404 nucleotides long. Its product is annotated as Sulfotransferase. The coding region runs from base 1 to 1404 and encodes 467 amino acids. NCBI's taxonomy places the organism in Eukaryota, Viridiplantae, Chlorophyta, Mamiellophyceae, Mamiellales, Bathycoccaceae. The transcript has a single exon. The record is from RefSeq and is a predicted model, not a curated record.